CUUCUACUAACAUUGAUCUUGUAUGCAGUACAAAUUAUCAGUCUAAAACUGGCCUACCAUAUCCAUUAGUGGGAUCAGCUAAGGAUUAUGGAGUCAACUUCAUACCUAAUUACAUCACUGACUUCAGUUGUCCAGCUGAUAGCUCUUAUGCUGAUAGUUCUUGCAAUUACACCACUAACACACAGUCUUGUGCUGGCUAUAGUGGACCUAGUAUUGUCACUUGUAUUAAUGGUCCUGAUGAUUGUGGUUCUGGUAAUAUUCAAAUCCAACAAGGUUCUUAUGGUUAUGGUCAUCUCAACAACAAUCAGUACCUUGUCACUGGCUAUCCUCAAAUCUGUGUUACUUAUGAUUACAUACCAAUAUGUAGAGAUGGAGUGAGUGAAGAGGAACUCCGUUAUAUUUGCUAUAGGACUGGAUAUUAUGGGUAUACCCUUGGUCCAGUGAUAGGUUCUGAGUCUAACUUUACAGCUCCUAAUAGUACUUAUUCAGCCACUAAUCUCUCCUGUCCUGUAUUCAGUGAGUAUGAUAACUGCAACUACACAACCUUUAAUGGUAACUGUGACACUAGAGGUGGUCCAAUAUUACUUACCUGCUUACAAGUUCCUAGUGUUUGCCGUCAUGGAGAUGUAAGAAUUGUAGAUGGUCCCAAUAAUUAUACUGGUCGACCAGAGUUUUGUUACUUUGGAACAUGGAGGAGCAUCUGUGGAAUUGGGUUUGAUCUUUAUGAUGCUGCAGUCACUUGCUCUCUUGCCGGAUUCAAUCAUGAUUUGGCAAGGAAUUUGUCUGCUGGUAGUUAUGGUUACAAUAAUCUCCCUCCUGUACUGGCUGGCCUGCAGUGUACUGGUAAAGAAGGAUCAUUCUCUAAUUGUACUCCAAUCAAUGGAGAUCUCUUGAGUUCUUGUAACUACACUCAAGCAGCUGCUGUGGCCUGUGAACCUGUCAUUCUUGCUAUCAAUACUACAAUCAAUGGUACUGCUACACUUGGUCCUAACACUAACUUAACAUUGACUUGUACACUGGACUAUCAAUUCUUGUCUGGUGACUUCCAGUUAAACUCUAUUGGUUGGUAUCGUAAUGGUGCUCGUCUUUCUUCAGUUUCUGGUCGUUACAAUCUCACAGAGUCUGAGGUGGAACAGUAUAGGUGUCGUUAUUAUGGUUAUUAUGGUUGUGAUAAUGAAACUGUUGCAGUUCGUCUGGUGUUAGCAUUUGAGAACCUCAUGCUGUCUGAUGCUGGAGAGUAUGAUUGUCGUGUUAAUUUGACUGAUUUUAAUGUGUCAAGAACAGUUGUUAACAGCACCACAGAGACACUAAAUAUAAUACGUGAUGGCACAUCUUCUACAAGUUCCGUUAUUGUCUCUACUUCUGUCAGUACUGAGGUAUUCUCAUCAACAAUUGAACCUUCUACUACUUCUGUCAGUACUGGAGUAUUUACAUCAACAAUUGAACUUUCUACUACUUCUGUCAGUACUGAAGUAUUUUCAUCAACAAUUGAACCUUCUACUACUUCUGUCAGUACUGAAGUAUUCUCAUCAACAAUUGAACCUUCUACUACUUCUGUCAGUACUGGAGUAUUCACAUCAACAAUUGGACCUUCUACUACUUCUGUCAGUACUGAAGUAUUCUCAUCAACAAUUGAACCUUCUACUACUUCUGUCAGUACUGAAGUAUUCUCAUCAACAAUUGGACCUUCUACUACUUCUGUCAGUACUGGAGUAUUCACAUCAACAAUUGAACCUUCUACUACUUCUGUCAGUACUGAAGUAUUUUCAUCAACAAUUGAACUUUCUACUACUUCUGUCAGUACUGAAGUAUUCACAUCAACUACAUCAUUCUCCUUUUCUUCAUCUGUCUCUAUCUCUGCCUCAUCAUUCUCAGUUACUCCUACUCCAUCAUCCACUCCUGCUGUUGGUGAACCAUGUUACUCAACUAAUAAUGCUAGGUUUGGUAAUGCAAGCAGGUUUACUUUCUAUCCUGGAUCUCAGUCUGUAUAUACUGGUCGUGUUGAGGUCUGUCCUCGUUCAAGGGUGUACACUCCUGUCUGUAAUGAUGCUAUUAAUGACCAGUUUGCUUAUGCUUUCUGUCGAAGAAUUAAUUACAAUUCUUACCCAGUCUAUGAAUUAUUAAUAGGAACAGAGAGUGACUACAGUGUUUACAAUACUACUAGUGUCAUUACAAACAUCACUUGUAGCUAUUCUUCACUUUCUAGCUGCACAUAUACAACUGAUUCAACCAAUUGUUCUAGUUAUGGUGGAGUAGCCAUCUUCUCUUGCAGAGAAAAUGUCACUACUAGUACAUCAGAAUGCAGUGAUGGUAACUCAGUAAGACUAUUGAACUACACUAGAGUUUAUAACCGAUAUGCUGAUUUUGAAACAGUAUCCAGUGGUCGUGUAUCUGGUUGUGUGAAUUCUCAAUAUGUUGACAUUUGUGCUGAUGGUAAUUCUGAUCUUGAGGCUAUUGCUCAGAGGGCAUGUAAUGACAGGGACUAUAAUUCAAGAGCUACAAUAAUACCAUGGACAUCUGACUACUCCAUGAGUUCCAGUGGUAUUGUUUUACGUAAUGUCAGCUGUGGUAGUGAUGUAUAUUCACUUCAAGGCUGUACCUAUGAAAUAUCUAAUAUAACAGAGUGUCCAUCAGGUAUACUAGCAGUCACUUGUGAAACCACCUGUAGUAAUGGUCGAACUAGAAUGGUUAAUGAAAGGGUUGAGUAUACUUCUAAUGGCAGUGCUAGAGUGUCUGGCAGAUUAGAGAUUUGUAUUAAUCGUGAUUGGGUAUCUGUUUGUGAUGAUGACACACUCAGUGAACCACUAGCUGAUAUUGCCUGUAAUUCAAUAGGCAAUGGAUUCAAUAGUGGUGUUUUCUUACCAUCUAAUACAUCAUUGUAUGGAUCGAAUGAUAGAGUAUACACUAACUUUACCUGUGAAUUUGGUGAUUGGACUUCAUACAUAUAUAAUUGUAUAAAUGAUGCAAGACCAGCUAAUGAUAGUGCAGAGUGUGUGAAUAAAAAUGCUGUAAUACAGUGCUUUAGACCAUCUCGUAGCUGUUAUUCAUCAUAUCAGAGUCUAUACUAUUCUUCAUUUAUCACUACUGCUGAUGGUCGUUAUGGUUUCAUUGGUAGAAUAUCUACAUGUAUCAAUAUGCAAGAAGCAGUAUACUGCAAUAACACUAUAACUUCUUCUAACAUUGAUCUUGUAUGCAGUGGAAAUUAUCAGUCUAGAACUGGCCUACCAUAUCCAUUAGUUGGAUCAGCUAAGGAUUAUGGAGUCAACUUCAUACCUAAUUACAUUACUGGCUUCAGUUGUCCAGCUGAUAGUCCUUAUGCUGAUAGUUCUUGCAAUUACACCACUAACACACAGUCUUGUACUGGCUAUGGUGGACCUAGCAUUGUCACUUGUAUUAAUGGUCCUUAUAGUUGUGGUUCUGGUAAUAUUCAAAUCCGACAAGGUUCUUAUGGUUCUGGUCGUCUCAACAACAAUCAGUACCUUGUCACUGGCUAUCCUCAAAUCUGUGUUACUUAUGAUUACAUACCAAUAUGUAGAGAUGGAGUGAGUGAAGAGGAACUCCGUUAUAUUUGCUAUAGGACUGGAUAUUAUGGGUAUACCCUUGGUCCAGUGAUAGGUUCUGAGUCUAACUUUACAGCUCCUAAUAGUACUUAUUCAGCCACUAAUCUCUCCUGUCCUAUAUUCAGUGAAUAUGAUAACUGCAACUACACAACCUUUAAUGGUAACUGUGACACUAGAGGUGGUCCAAUAUUACUUACCUGCUUACAAGUUCCUAGUGUUUGCCGUCAUGGAGAUGUAAGAAUUGUAGAUGGUCCCAAUAAUUAUACUGGUCGACCAGAGUUUUGUUACUUUGGAACAUGGAGGAGUAUCUGUGGAAUUGGGUUUGAUCUUUAUGAUGCUUCAGUCACUUGCUCUCUUGCCGGGUUCAAUCAUGAUUUGGCAAGGAAUUUGUCUGCUGGUAGUUAUGGUUACAAUAAUCUCCCUCCUGUACUGGCUGGCCUGCAGUGUACUGGUAGAGAAGGAUCGUUCUCUAAUUGUACUCCAAUCAAUGGAGACCUCUUGAGUUCUUGUAACUACACUCAAGCAGCUGCUGUGGCCUGUGAACCUGUCAUUCUUGCUAUCAAUACUACAAUCAAUGGUACUGCUACACUUGGUCCUAACACUAACUUAACAUUGACUUGUACACUGGACUAUCAAUUCUUGUCUGGUGACUUCCAGUUAAACUCUAUUGGUUGGUAUCGUAAUGGUGCUCGUCUUUCUUCAGUUUCUGGUCGUUACAAUCUCACAGAGUCUGAGGUGGAACAGUAUAGGUGUGGUUAUUAUGGUUAUUAUCGUUGUGAUAAUGAAACUGUUGCUGUUCGUCUGGUGUUAGCAUUUGAGAACCUCAUGCUGUCUGAUGCCGGAGAGUAUGAUUGUCGUGUUAAUUUGACUGAUUUUAAUGUGUCAAGAACAGUUGUUAACAGCACCACAGAGACACUAAACAUAAUAGCUGGACCACAAUUAAUCUCUAGUCCUCAGAACUACACUGUUAUUAAUGGAAGCAAUGUUAUGUUUAACUGUUCAUUUACAUCAGAGCUAAUGAUGACAGCACAAUGGUACUAUGCAUCACUGACUGGUACUACUAAUGGCAGUCCACUGACAAGUGGAGUUAGACUAGUUGUUAGUCCAACAGUUUAUAAUGGAGUCAAUCAGUAUAGUACCAGUUUGAGCAUUAACACUGCUAUGGUACCAGAUAUUGGUGUGUAUCAAUGUGUAGGAAGUUCUACUAAUGGAAUAGCUACUGGAUAUGGAUCUCUUAUAGUACUAGUUGCUGGUACGAUUGAUGUCACUGCAGUAGCUCAGUCAAUAGAAGAAGGGAACACACUAACACUUACAUGCACUGUAUCAAGCAGCUAUCCAGAAGUAUCAACCUUCUCUUGGUUCAGGGGUAGUAGCCUAAUCACAUUAACUAACCGUGUUACAAUAAGCACUGGCUCCACUAUUGAUACUAGCACUGGACUCUAUACUAGUACAAGUCAAUUGAUGAUACAAAACACAUUGACUGGUGAUAGUGGUCAGUAUUUAUGCCGUGUUCCUCCUGUGUUUUCUCUACCAAGCCUAUUGGACCGUAUUGCUGUUUCAAUAACACCAAGGAAUGAGUGUAUUAUUGAUGGUGGAAGCACUCCAUGUGUCAAUGGAUAUUGUGUUGAUGAAGUGAAUGAUUAUUAUUGUGUCUGUCCUGAUAAUUUCUUUGGAAGAAACUGUGAAACACCAGUUGUAAUCAAUUCUGCUCCUGUAAUUGUGACUCCUCCAAUGGAUCAAGAUGUUCCACUAGGAAGUCUUGUCAACUUGACUUGUGUAGCAACAGGUGCUCCACAGCCAGUCAUCACUUGGUAUUUAGAAGGGACUCUUAUACCUGGAGCCAACUCACCAAUCUACAUUAUUGAUAGCAUUCAGCCUGCUCAGAGAGGAACUUAUUCUUGUAGAGCUAUGAAUAGUGAAGGAAUGGUUCAAGCUACUGCAACAGUUACUAUUAAUGAUAUCAGGCAAUACGUUACAACACUAACAGCUUCCUCGAGUCGAAAAAGACAAGUACAGUUGCCUCCUGCUAUUGAAGCAGUUUAUAAUCAAACUCGUGAUACUCUUGUUGGUAAUGAACUUUCACCUGGUAGUGGUAUAAUAGUUGCUGACAUUACAUAUGCCCUUGCGAGUGAUGGUGCUGGUGUCUUAUUUAUCUUCACUCUACGAGUUCCUCCAAUGGCUAAUACUGAUGGAAUUACAAACUCACUGAAUGCUCUUACUGCUGAUAUUGCUGCAAAUUAUCCUGGCAUUAGCUUCUCUCCAGUUAUGAGAUUUGAUGGUUGUUCUCCUGAGACACUACCAGUGACUGCUGGUAGUUCAUUGAAUAUAAUGUGGCCUGAGGUUGAUGUCCGUGUUGUUGCAAGACCAAUCUGUCCCUGUGGAGAUAUUACAACUAAUUUUGGAGCUGUAGGAAUAAGAAGAUGUAAUGGUACGUUCAGUGCCCCUGCUGUAUGGUUAACUCCUAAUACUACUCAAUGUAUUUUUGACCAAACUACUACCAGACUCUGUCAGCUAUCAAUGAAUGAUAAUGCAGAAGAGGUUGCCACACAAUUGACUAACAUCACUACUAAUACUCAAGAGAUUGAUCCUGUUGAUAUUGGCCUCAUUGGUACGCUAGCUGAAGAGGUUGCUGAAGAUGCAUCUGAUCCCGAAGUUUUGGAUUCACUAAUGAGCACAAUGAAUAAUAUCCUUGAUGCACCAGAUUCUGUAUUGGAGGAGAGUCAGCAAUCUAGCAAUGGAUCACAAAGGAUUGUCAAUGUAAUUGAGGCCAUGGCAAGGACUGCAAAUAUCACAAGAGGUGGCUCAGUGACUGUAGUUAGACCUAAUGUAGCUAUUGAAGCUCAGGCAGUCGAAGCUUCUACAUUUAAUGGUGCUGAAUUCUCUAUUGGCACAACUUCAACGGGAACACUGGAUGAGAACACCACCUCUUCAUCAACCAAUGUUAAUUCAGUAUCCAUACCACCUACUCUUUUAACAAAUGUUGGUGUGAAUGGCUCUGCUAGAAUUGGUUUCUCUGCGAUUACUAAUAGUAAAUUAUUCCAACCGAGAGAUACAAGUAGUAAUACUCCUCCUGUACGUGUUGAGUCUAUUGUCCUCUCCAUUGAUAUCUACAUUGAUGGAGGAUCACGUGUUACUGUACAAGAACUCAGUGAUCCGAUAACACUCUCAUUCACUAUCACUCUGAACACAGGCUCGUCACGCAGGAGGCGCCAGGCAACUCCAAGCAAUACCAUAUCUGAGUGUGCUUUCUGGGAUACUACUAGCUUCACUUGGUCUACUACUGGUAUAACUACUGUCCCUACAGCUACUGGUGUCAAUUGCAUUGUCACUCAUUUAUCAAGUUUUGCUGUUGUACAGAGGGAUGCUCCUGUUUCAUCUUCAACCACACCAACACCGACUCCUACUGGUGUUACUCCUCCUACUGAACCAGUUACUGAAGAAUACAGUCCUGAGCCAAUACUCUUUAUUGGUCUCAUCAUUUCUAUAGUAUUAAUUCUGGUUGCUGUUAUUGGUCACCUAGCAUCAGAUGCACAGCGUCAUUGUCCAGAGGGUAGAUUGCUAGCUACAUCUCAUAUAACACUCAUAAUACUCUACUUUGUCUUUGUAUUGGCUACUGCUGCUACAUACACUGAUUCAACUGGUUUCUGCGGUACAUUUGCUGGAUUGUUCCAUUACUUCAGUUUGGUCUACUUUGUCUGGCUAAUGUUUGAAGGAUUGUUUUAUGCUGUUAAACUUCGUAUGGGAAUUGGUGGCAAUGCUUUCACCCGCCACUACUUUAUUGUGUCAUUGGUUUUUGCACUAAUAUUGCCUGCUGUCAUUGUUAUUAUUUCUGCUGCUCUUGGAUAUAAU
Messenger RNA from Amphimedon queenslandica, 7409 nucleotides. RefSeq lists its product as uncharacterized. Gene Ontology annotation, biological process: cell surface receptor signaling pathway; G protein-coupled receptor signaling pathway. The transcript has 36 exons. The annotation marks the transcript as partial. Gene Ontology annotation, cellular component: membrane. Lineage: Eukaryota; Metazoa; Porifera; Demospongiae; Haplosclerida; Niphatidae. Gene Ontology annotation, molecular function: G protein-coupled receptor activity; calcium ion binding. The record is from RefSeq and is a predicted model, not a curated record.